AAACACAGACGAGCGCAACGUUACGUACUCAGUCGUUUACAGCCAAAUUCUGAGAGCUACUUCUUUUUACAGAGCAAAGAAAGUGAGCAAUCAAUCAAAUCAUCCACUAUGGGUCUCAAGCAGGACUCCUUAGAAGAGCCCACAAAGAAAAACAAAGAUGAUGGGAAGCAGCUGCCUGAUUAUCCCGGCAUCGACAAGCAGUUCCUUGCUGCCCCUAUAAAAUCCGCCGUCGACAAAUUCCAGCUUGUUCCAGAGUUUCUAAAGGUGAGAGGGCUGGUGAAGCAACAUUUGGAUUCGUUUAAUUACUUUGUGAAUAUCGGGAUCAAGAAGAUUGUUCGUGCUAAUAAUCGCAUAGUAUCAGGCGUCGACCCGAGUAUUUUUCUCGAGUUUACAGAUGUCAGAAUUGAUAAACCCUCAAUGCCAAGGGAUGGUAUCAGUGAAGAAAUUUCUCCUCAAAAGUGCCGGUUAUCCGAUAUUACGUAUUCUGCUCCCAUUUAUGUCAAAGUAAAGUACAUGCAAGGAAGUCAUACCCAAAAGAUUACACGGGAAAAGGAUGAUGUUAUUAUUGGAAGAAUGCCUAUUAUGUUAAGGAGUUGCUGCUGUGUCUUACAUGAAAAAGAUGAAGCUGAACUUGCAAAACUUGGUGAGUGUCCCCUUGAUCCUGGAGGAUAUUUUGUUAUCAAAGGGACAGAGAAGGUGUUGUUGAUACAAGAACAACUAUCGAAGAAUAGGAUUAUUAUUGAUACUGACAAGAAGGGGAACGUAAAUGCAUCAGUGACAAGCAGUACUCAGGAACUAAAGAGCAAAACAGUUAUUUUGAUGGAAAAAGGGAAGAUGUAUUUGCAUCUAAACCAGUUUACAAAAAAGGUUCCUAUAAUGGUAGUCAUGAAGGCUAUGGGAAUGGAGAGUGAUCAAGAAGUUGUACAGAUGGUUGGAAGAGAUCCUCGAUAUAGUGUCCUACUUUUGCCAUCUAUUGAGGAAUGUGCAAAGCAUGGUGUAUACACAAAACAGCAAGCCUUAGAGCUAAUUGAGUCAUGGGUGAAGAAGUCCACGUAUUCCGGUGCUUCAUCAGAAAAGGAAGGUAAAGGUUUAUCGAUCCUUCGAUAUAUAUUUCUCGCUAAUGUUCCAGUGCGUCAGGAUAAUUUUCGGGCAAAAUGUAUAUAUGUUGCGGUAAUGUUAAGACGCAUGAUAGAUGCAAUUCUGAAUAAGGAUGCAAUGGAUGACAAGGAUUAUGUGGGAAACAAGCGGUUGGAGUUGUCUGGCCAGUUAAUUUCUCUGCUCUUUGAGGAUUUGUUCAAGUCGAUGAUUGAAGGAGCUAAGAAGAGGAUGGACAUGAACCUGGCGAGGCUUAGCAGGUCUAGCCGAUUUGACACUUUGCAAUAUAUACUUGGAGACAGUAUUUCUGCUGGCCUAGAAAGGACACUUUCUACUGGUAACUUCAAUGUCAAACGGUUCAGGAUGGAGAGGAAGGGCAUGACACAGCCUCUAUCUAGGUUAUCCUAUAUAGGGACUUUGGGGCACAUGACAAGAAUCUCACCCCAAUUUGAGAAGUCGAGGAAAGUAAGUGGACCUCGAGCUUUGCAACCUAGCCAGUGGGGAAUGCUUUGCCCAUGUGAUACUCCAGAAGGUGAAGCUUGUGGUCUGGUAAAAAACUUGGCACUAAUGACUCAUGUUACAACUGAUGAAGAGGAAGGCCCAUUAAUUUCUCUGUGCUACUGUUUGGGCGUUGAAGACUUGGAACUACUAUCUGGGGAAGAGCUUCACACACAAAAUUCCUUUCUAGUUAUAUUUAAUGGGCUGAUCCUUGGCAAGCAUCGGAGGCCACAGAGAUUUGCUUCUGCUAUGAGAAAGUUACGGAGAGCUGGAAAAAUUGGGGAGUUUGUAAGUGUGUUUGUCAAUGAGAAGCAGCAUUGUGUUUAUAUUGCUUCUGAUGGAGGUCGAGUUUGUCGUCCACUUGUUAUUGCUGACAAAGGCAUAUCAAGGAUCAAAGAACAUCAUAUGAAGGAGUUAAUGGAUGGAGUCCGCACGUUUGAUGAUUUUUUACGAGAUGGGUUGAUUGAGUAUCUUGAUGUUAAUGAGGAAAACAAUGCUUUGAUUGCUUUAUACGAGGGAGAGGCUACACUAGAAACAACACAUAUUGAAAUAGAGCCUUUGACAAUCUUAGGUGUUAUCGCUGGGCUCAUUCCAUAUCCUCAUCAUAAUCAGUCACCUAGAAAUACUUAUCAGUGUGCAAUGGGGAAGCAAGCCAUGGGAAAUAUUGCAUAUAACCAGUUAUGUCGGAUGGACACACUACUUUACCUACUGGUGUAUCCUCAACGACCUCUGUUGACAACAAAAACAAUUGAGCUGGUUGGAUAUGAUAAGCUUGGAGCGGGGCAGAAUGCCACUGUCGCUGUGAUGAGCUAUAGUGGCUAUGACAUAGAGGAUGCAAUUGUCAUGAACAAGUCAUCUUUAGAUCGUGGAUUUGGUCGUUGUAUUGUUAUGAAAAGGUAUUCUGCCUUGAGACAGAGGUAUGAAAAUAACACAGAGGACAGGAUUAUUAGGCCCAAUAGAGAGGGAGAUAAUGCAGGAAAGAUGCAGAUACUGGAUGAUGAUGGGAUUGCUGCACCAGGGGAAAUUAUUAGGAGAGGUGACAUAUAUAUAAAUAAACAGUCCCCAGUCGAUACAAGGGGGCCAAUGGUAUCUCCAGCAGGAUUACUAGAUAGAGAUUAUAGGUCCAGUGCACAAAAAUAUAAGGGUACUGAAGGGGAGUCUGGCGUUGUGGAUCGAGUGGCUCUUUUUAAUGAUAAAAAUAAUAAUUUAAGUAUCAAAGUCUCAAUUCGGCAUACACGUAGGCCAGAGGUUGGUGACAAAUUUAGUAGCAGACAUGGGCAGAAAGGUGUUUGUGGCACCAUUAUCCAGCAGGAAGACUUCCCAUUUUCAGAACGUGGCAUUUGCCCUGAUUUGAUUAUGAAUCCUCAUGGGUUUCCUAGUCGAAUGACUGUAGGCAAGAUGAUAGAGCUUCUUGGGGGUAAGGCAGGAGUUUCAUGUGGUAGGUUUCAUUAUGGCAGUGCCUUUGGGGAACCAAGUGGUCAUGCAGAUACGGUUGAAGCUAUAAGUGAAGUUCUUGUGGACAAAGGCUUUAGCUACAAUGGCAAAGACUUCCUUUAUUCAGGUAUCACAGGUUGCCCAUUACAAGCAUAUAUUUUCAUGGGGCCAAUUUACUACCAGAAAUUAAAACAUAUGGUCAUAGAUAAAAUGCACGCUCGAGGUAGUGGGCCCCGUACAUUGCUAACAAGACAGCCAACAGAAGGGAGAGCUCGAAAUGGAGGACUACGGGUAGGAGAAAUGGAACGUGAUUGUUUGAUUGCUUAUGGCGCUAGUAUGUUAAUUUUUGAGCGCCUGAUGAUCUCUAGUGAUCCUUUUGAGGUUCAGGUUUGCAGACAAUGUGGUUUGUUAGGAUAUUACAACCAUAAGCUGAAAACUGGAAUUUGUUCAUCCUGUAAAAAUGGGAAUAAUAUUUCUACUAUGAAGCUGCCAUAUGCAUGCAAGCUCUUACUCCAGGAACUCCAAUCAAUGAAUAUUGUUCCCCGCUUAAAGCUAGAAGAGGCAUGAGUUGAAGGAUGUUCCAAAUUCGGGUUUUUUAUGCUACACAUUUCCUACUUGAGGCUACUAAUAUCCAGCUGAAUUGAUCCGCUUCAUGGAGAUCAUGUUAGAGGGAUGUAGUAAUGUUCAGCAAAAGUUUACUCUUCAAAGGCAACAUCAUGUCAUCGAUGUAGGGCAAAAGUGGAAGCCUCCUUCAUAGAUAUUUACUGGUUAUGUCUAUGUAUGUGAAUAUUCCAGUUGGUUCUAGACUUCUAGUGUUAAAUUUCUGCCUUACAUGUUUUUAGUUGUAAUAUGGUCGUAAGAAAGCAUUCCAAGUGUUAAGGCAAGCUCCACAAAUAGCAAAUAUUUAGUAGACCGAUAUACGACUAUCUUAUAAUUAAGAUGAUGUGGUAGUGAAAAAUUAGCUUCUUUUUU
Molecule: messenger RNA, 3999 nt
Organism: Alnus glutinosa
Lineage: Eukaryota; Viridiplantae; Streptophyta; Magnoliopsida; Fagales; Betulaceae
Product: DNA-directed RNA polymerase III subunit 2
Exons: 38
Coding region: 109-3594 (1161 amino acids)
Biological process (GO): DNA-templated transcription
Cellular component (GO): RNA polymerase III complex
Molecular function (GO): DNA binding; ribonucleoside binding; DNA-directed RNA polymerase activity
Source: RefSeq, a predicted model, not a curated record